UUGGGAUUUAGGUUUUUAAGGACAAGAUCUUUAAACCAAGAUUGUUUGGAAAAUUCAAUUGCGUCGAUACGCCAUUUUGGUGCAGAAAACACAUAGGGUGUGCUGCUAACUUAAUUAGGGAUCCUCAGCACACAUUUCGAUCUAAUUCAAAGUGAGAUCUAUAUAUAUCUUUAAUGAUAAGAAAAUAUUAUUAUAAUCUACAUGGACAUUUUUAACACAAAUCACCAAAAACAGUUGUUAUACAGAAAAUUCAAAUUGCAAACACUUCGUCAAAGUUUCCAUCGUGCUACCUAGAUUCGCUGUUCUAACCGCAAGUAAUCCUCCGAUAACCGGAUCCAACUAAACUUUUUUUUUGUAAGGAAGAAAAAAAGAGAUAACGCGAUAAAACCGUGAUAUAAGUUAUAGGGUGAAACAAAAUUUAAUUAUUCGCUAAUAUGUUUAAUCGAAAUAUGCAGAAUUCGUAUCACUAUUAAAAAAAGUUUUGAUAUUAGUUGCUAAUGCUUGAUACCUUUUUUCAUAUAGCUAGUAUAUAUAUAGCUGAAAAUACGGAAAAUACGGGAUGAAAAAAUAUUAAGAGUUUAACUUGGUAGAAUGCUAUACAAAGUGAACGCUAGUUGCACCUUUUAUUUCAAGAUACGAUUGACCAAAAACUUUUAAACUUUGUAGAUCAAGGCUCUGAAUUUUUACUUUUGGAGCGUAAAUUUUGAAUUAUGUAACAUUAUUCCCAAGACAGCACACCUUCGCCAUUUUUAACUAUUCAUAAACCAUGAUCUCAUAACGGAAUACAAGUAUCGCAGUUAACAAUCGAUUGAUUGAUUUAUCUCAAACAGGAUGUCCAAAAUUUGAUAAUAAAAUGUUUUAUUUUCACAGGUUUUUUUUACCAUUUUAAAAUAGGCACUCCGUAUAUUAUUUGUGGUCGGAUGCAGAACAAUAUUCAUUGGCCAUGUUUCAACGAUUUUGAUUAACAAUAAACUUUUAUGGAGAUGCAAAAUCCCCCAGUAAGUGAGCUAUCAAGCUAAUCAACGUGUAGGAAAACUUUAUUUGUUUAAAUUAAUAAACUAAAAAACUGUAGACACUUAUUUCAGUUAUAUAAAGAGAAAACUGAAAGUCUUGUGUUGCAAUUUUUAGCGCGUGAAUGACAAAUCUUAAUGGGAGGUUACAAACUCAAGGCGGCUUCACGAAACGUGCAGUAUAGCGUUGCGUUACAGCUUCUAACUGGCACUUAUGUUUGACAACUGGGUGUCUUGAACUUGUCAUUUGAGAUUAGUCGGGGUCUUACUCUUCAGCAAGCUUGAGUGGUUGGGUCGAUUUGGAUGGCUUGACCUCUCUUCGUAUCGUUGAGCUUGAACGGGAGUUUGCAAUAGUCCAACAGGUCUAAGAUCUUUGGCAUUUGAUGCAUUUAGAGACGUGGUCGGCGCACCUUUGAAAGGUACAUUCUACACCAAAGAGCCAUGCAAGGUUGAAGUCGUGAUACUUGCUUAGUAUAUCUGUGAUUUUUGACUUUGACACUACUUGUUGUACUUCUUCUUGAUCUCGAACAGGAUUCCGUUGUUCAUGGUAUAACUUCUUUCGGUAAUCUAAAUCUUUUUUAUCCUCUUCGAAACAUGCACUGAUCUUUGAUAAAACAUUAGGAACCGUUUCAAGAAGUUGGAUCUGGGUUUUUCAACAUUAAAAUAGCGUAAACCGCAGACAGCAAAGUUACUAGGAAAUCAUCUGACAUACAUACAUACAUACAUAGGACCGGCGCACUAUUGGGCCUUUUUUACCGUAGAUUCCACCAUUUAUCUAAAGAACAAAUUUGAAUUUGUUAUUUAGGAAAUAGCACCUCUCGGGAGGGUUUGGACUACUCACCCUAAAGCAAAGGAAAGUUGUGAGCAAUAUAUAAAUAAUAUAUAUAAAUAGGUUAACAGAAGUUAUGGAAUAUGACUUAAAUUUAAAUUUAAACUAACCAAAUAUUUGUUUCGAUUCGUAUGUCAUACGGUUGAAGAGCUAGUGCCCAUUUUGCGAGUUGUCCGGUUAGUGACUUGAGGCACGUUAGCCAUGAUUACCACUUUUUAAAGCUAAGACAAAUUCAAAUCUUUUUUGUUUGAUUUUCUUAUGUAAUUCCAUGCCAUAAGCUAGAUUAAUAAGUAAACUAUUAAUUAAAGUUCGUACUUUUUUUUUCAAAUUUCGACUGUCCGUUUUCCUAAUACUGUAACUCAUUGCCCUUGCUUUGGGACACUCGGUAGAAUACGAUAGCCGUUAUAUUUGAACAAAUACGAGAUAAACAAUACGUGCAAAAAUAGGAUGCCCGAAAAUAGUAACACAAAGAAAAUUCCGCAGCAUUUGUCGCAUAUGCAUCCUUAUCGCGAGUUAUUUACAAGAGAGAUAGACGACUUUUAAUUGAACGUAGGUAUUUUAUGUGAAACCUACGCAGAUGUUCGAGCGGCGCGCAUGACAGAUGACUUUGUCAAUCGGCAGUUUUUCCUACUUUUUAAUAACCCGGACAAUUAACCGUUUAAAAAGAUCCAAGCCUUUAAGAUCUCGCAUUUUCAGUUUAUUUUUGGUGUACCUCGGUAUAUAAACGGUCCGAUUCAGUAUCAAACGGCAAAGUCGGGACCAUCCGGUCUGUUUUUCCAGCUUUUUCGUCGUCCAAACUGGUAUCCGAGUCAAGGAUUUAACUGUCUUUGAACUUUGCUUUGAAUGCAGAUUGUUCCGAAAGCGAGCACACGAGUCGGUCUACAAGUUUGAAAUAACAAACGCGAAGCUCCUAAAGUGGCACUAGGCCGCAGGAAUUAUUGUUAUCUCUGACGAAACCUUGCUAAUCUGGGUGAAGUUUUAACGGGUUAUCGCAGAUGGACGGAAAAGAAGAUUUGAAAAUAGGGGUGCACAGUCAACAUACGAGAAUUUUGAAAGAGGAAGACGAGGUGUGGAUCUCUAGCGAAGACCUGAAUACCGAGAACAGCAGCGAAGACGACGGCUCCGCCAAACCGUUCAACCCUAAGAGGAAGGUGAAACAGAAAAACCGCAAACGGUCCACGCCGAGCGUACAAUUUCAAAAGGUUCCCGAUUAUCGAGCUGUUAUUUUUCCGGAUUUUUUGAAAAAACCGGAGGUCGACAAGACGCGUCCCAUCACUCCGGAUUCGGAAGACUCCGACGUCGCGCUGCCUCCCAUUUCUUCCUGCACGUCGGCCGCCAAAUUGAAGGACGUGGAGGACUGGAGACCAAUGAGAGGGGCUUUGUCGUCGAAGCAAGACGAUUCCGAGUUUCGCUUCAACCAAGAGCAUUUAUGUGCGCCACGAAAAACGUCUAAACUUGCGGAUGGGGCGGCGAACGGUCUCGAAAUCUUCAGGACCCGAAAAAAUUCUUCCAAAAUUAAAAAAACGUUGAACUUUAUUGCGAACUUGGAAAGCAAAAUAAACGAAGCAAUAGCGACAUAUCAGGUUGAGCGAACAGAACGGAUUUCAAUGGAACAUGAAAUGUGUAGAGAAAUUUGCUCGAAUAAAACAAUGCUCGGAGGUGACACAUCCAGAUUUCUCAAUUUGUGCCACGAGAAUCAAUCAAUGGACAUAAAGUUCUCGGAUUGCAAACGUGAAAAAUUUCCAUUCGAAAUGGAAAAGCUGUUAAAUAAUCAUCGUAGAGCAGACCCUAAAGACCAAUAUUUGGCCAAACGGAAUAUCCGAAACGCUAAAGAGGGCGUGAUGGCUGGAUUUUCGCUAACCGACGAAGAAAAGUCGAAAAUUAGUCAACUUCUCGGAGACAUAGACAGCUAUGAACUUGCCGAUAACCUUGUCAAUUCCGAGUGUGACGUGCCCGAAGAUCAGACCAAUGAAGUAACUGGCAGCGCAUUUAAAGUAAACUACAGCGAACAAAUGAGAAUUGACGAAAUUAAUAACAAAUUAAAAGAAUUUGCUUCCACGAGAACAGAAGUGAAAAGUCAGACUGUAAGAAGUGUUGAUGAAGUUUGGAGAUUGUAUGCCAGAGAAAAAGGGCUUAAAGAUAUCAAUGCUCAGCUCGAGAAGUUGUAUGAGAGUUUUAAAUAAGACGAAGCA
Messenger RNA from Cylas formicarius (sweet potato weevil), 4031 nucleotides. RefSeq lists its product as uncharacterized. The transcript is spliced from 9 exons. The record is from RefSeq and is a predicted model, not a curated record. NCBI's taxonomy places the organism in Eukaryota, Metazoa, Arthropoda, Insecta, Coleoptera, Brentidae. The coding region runs from base 2835 to 4022 and encodes 395 amino acids.